Molecule: messenger RNA, 1350 nt
Organism: Cryptomeria japonica (Japanese cedar)
Lineage: Eukaryota; Viridiplantae; Streptophyta; Pinopsida; Cupressales; Cupressaceae
Exons: 2
Coding region: 13-1350 (445 amino acids)
Source: RefSeq, a predicted model, not a curated record
UCUUUUUACAGCAUGGCGGCUUCUUCAGAGAAAGCAAAAGCUGGGCCAUCAAAUAAUACCCAAAAUCCUCACAGCAAUGAAAUUGCAUCAAAACCCAUUUCAAUGAAGAAGCGCAAGAGAGGAGAGGAAUCGACCAAGAAAAAUGAGCGUGGCAACGAAAAGAAAGGCAAGGAGAAACUACAAAAAGUGAAGGGCAGUUUUGAAGACAUGAAAAAAUCUGCUUCCUCAAACAUGGAGAAAUCUGUCCCUGCAAACCUGGAGAAGAGUAAAGACAAGGGUAGGAAUGAGAAGAGCAAGGAGAAACUACAAAAAGUGAAGGGCAGUUUUGAAGACAUGAAAAAAUCUGCUUCCCCAAACAUGGAGAAAUCUGUCCCUGCAAACCUUGAGAAGAGUAAAGACAAGGGUAGGAAUGAGAAGAGCAAGGAGAAACUACAAAAAGUGAAGGGCAGUUUUGAAGACAUGAAAAAAUCUGAUUCCCCAGACAUGGAAAAAUCUGUCCCUGCAAACCUGGAGAAGAGCAAAGACAAGGGUAGGAGUGAGAAGAGCAAGGAGAAACUACAAAAAGUGAAGGGCAGUUUUGAAGACAUGAACAAAUCUGCUUCCCCAAACAUGGAGAAACCUGUCCCUGCAAACCUGGAGAAGAGUAAAGACAAGGGUAGGAAUGAGAAGAGCAAGGAGAAACUACAAAAAGUGAAGGGCAGUUUUGAAGACAUGAAAAAAUCUGCUUCCCCAAACAUGAAAAAAUCUGUCCCUGCAAACCUGGAGAAGAGUAAAGACAAGGGUAGGAGUGAGAAGAGCAAGGAGAAACUACAAAAAGUGAAGGGCAGUUUUGAAGACAUGAACAAAUCUGCUUCCCCAAACAUGGAGAAACCUGUCCCUGCAAACCUGGAGAAGAGUAAAGACAAGGGUAGGAAUGAGAAAAGCAAGGAGAAACUACAAAAAGUGAAGGGCAGUUUUGAAGACAUGAAAAAAUCUGCUUCCCCAAACAUGGAGAAAUCCGUCCCUCCAAACCUGGAGAAGAGUAAAGACAAGGGUAGGAAUGAGAAGAGCAAGGAUGAAGGGAGUAAGAAACAGUCAAGUGUUGUAGGAGAGAUGAAUGGGUUUAAAAAUGAGUUGACACAAGAAAAUCAGAAACAGCAGAUGGCGAGCCACAAAGCUUGUUCUUCCAACAACACGACCGUGUUGGAACAGCCAUUGAGCGGUUUGCAAACAGAAGAAUUAAAACAAAAGUGGCUGGGGCAGAUAGAAUUUGAAUUGAAUGCUGCAAUUGGGCGACUUGCACUGAUGCAAGAAGAAUUGCAAAUGAAGAUGACGCGAAUUCGUAUGGAUUUAAAAGAUAAAAGUUUUUAG